Molecule: messenger RNA, 1350 nt
Organism: Capsella rubella
Lineage: Eukaryota; Viridiplantae; Streptophyta; Magnoliopsida; Brassicales; Brassicaceae
Product: abscisic acid receptor PYL6
Exons: 1
Coding region: 256-894 (212 amino acids)
Biological process (GO): abscisic acid-activated signaling pathway
Cellular component (GO): cytoplasm; nucleus
Molecular function (GO): protein phosphatase inhibitor activity; abscisic acid binding; signaling receptor activity
Source: RefSeq, a predicted model, not a curated record
AUCCCAAGUGGACAACCGACGAACCCACACAAACUAAAAAUAAACACUUCUCUUCUCUUCUCUCUUUCCUAAUCCACAUAUACAUACUUGCAUUUUUAUAUAUAAACACUCUGUCCUUAUAUAGUUAUGUUAAAUAUCUCAUUAAUACAUCCUCACGAAGAAACCCAUUUUGUUUUCUUAUAUAGAGAAAUAGAGAGAGAGAAUACUAAAAGGAGAAAAGAGAAAUAGCUAGAGAGAAGAAGCUUUGCUUUUAAAAUGCCAACGUCGAUACAUUUUCAGAGAUCUUCCACCACCGCGGAAGCAACCAACGCCGCCGUAAGCAACUAUCACAACCACCACAAACAGGUUCAAAAAGUGAGUCUCACGCGCGGGAUGGCUGAUGUCCCGGAGCACGUGGAGCUUUCCCACACGCACGUGGUUGGUCCUUCUCAGUGCUUCUCCGUCGUGGUGCAAGACGUUGAGGCUCCUGCCUCCGCGGUCUGGUCGAUCUUGAGCCGCUUCGAAGACCCUCAAGCGUACAAACACUUCGUGAGAAGCUGCCGCGUGGCUUUCGGAGACGGCCGAGAGGUUGGGUCAGUGAGAGAGGUGCGAGUCGUCUCUGGUCUCCCCGCGGCGUUCAGCUUAGAGCGGCUUGAGAUCAUGGACGACGAUCGCCACGUCAUCAGUUUCAGCGUCGUCGGUGGGGACCACAGGCUUUUCAACUACAGGUCGGUGACGACGGUGCACGAGUCGGACUCCGAUGGCAAGAAAAGGACACGUGUUGUUGAGUCAUACGUCGUUGACGUACCGGUGGGUAACGAUAAGGAAGAGACUUGUAGCUUCGCUGAUACAAUUGUACGGUGCAACUUGCAGUCGCUGGCUAAACUCGCCGAGAACACGUCUAAACGCUCGUAAAUUUUACAUUUUCAUUUUUUACUUUGUUGAUUUAUUUUCUACAACUUUCAAAAUUUAUCUUCUUCUAUUUUUGAGAUUCUCGAGGUUGGGUUUGGGUUCAAAGAUUUUAAGUAUUUAUCUCUAUCGUCGGGGAUUUUUCGAAACUACAAAAGAAAAGAAAAGAAAAAAACAAGAAGAAGAUGGUUUUGGUUUUUCGAAGUUAGGGUUUUAGGGUUUGUUGGAUUGGUGUUACGAUAAUAUACUUUAGUUUUUACCCUUAAAACCAUUUCUUCUUGCAACUCUUUUGUACAGUCUCUCCCUCGUAGCUCUAAAAUUUUAAUAAAACAAACUUUGAUUGUUUAGUUUUUUUUUUGUUCUUUUCCUCUUGUUGCCCGGUUACUUUACAUUUGUAUCUUUGCUUAAAUCAUGAAAUGAUAUAGUGGUUUCAGCCAAAUGAUCAGUAUUAUUGCUUCCUUA